AGCUUACAACGGUUGCCGCAGCACCAUCCUGUGCUGGAUUCGGUUCGCAGCCAUGGGGAAGAAGGGGAAGGGCAAAAAAGGCGGCAAGGAGGCGCUGGGCGUGCCGAUGGCGCCCGGAGGUGAGGAUUAUCACAUGUACCUCAGCAUGCAGGUGGAGACCUUGGAGCGGGAGCUACAGGUAAAAUCCGCGCAGGCGGAAGAGGCCCAGCGGUCUGAGCUGGAGCUGCGGUCCAGGGUGAUGGAGGAUGACUUCAAGCAGGAGCAGAAUACGACCUAUGCCGUAACAGCGGACAUGGCGCGUCAGUACAAGGCGUUGCAGGAGGAGUUGAUCUACAAAAUCAACUCCCUGGAGAUCCAGCUGACGGAGCAGAAAGAGGAGCUAGAUAUCACCAACCACGAGCUGAAGGAGCUGACCAAAGACAAGGACGCCGACAUCGAAAACAAGGAUCAGCAGAUCAAGCAGCUCAACGAGCGCAUGAACGACAUGUCGGCGGAGUUCGCCAGCAUGCUGGCCGAGACGCUGGAUCUCAUGAAGCUGCACAUCAACGAGAAGCUCUCGGAUGCAGCGCUAGGGGAUGCCGAUGCCUCGAGACCGGACUUCACCCAGCGGUUACAGGACUUCAGCAACAAGGCCUACAACGCGGUGGCCAUCAGCUCCAAGAGCGACGGCCACAAGGCGCUGCCACCCAGCGAUGCUUGAGGCCUCUCAUUUGGUGCGUGACUGCGAGAACCGGAGGCGUUUCACCAACUGCAAAUAGUGCAGGACUGAUGGCUAGUCGGCCAGUCGCUAGACAAGGUGCGCGCUGGAGCUUCCUGGAGCUUCACGAGUGUAGGCAAGGGAAGUGGGUUCGGUGCAAACCUCGCACGGGUGGUUUCUUCCUGGUUUCCCUUCGAAACCUCAGAAAGGACUUGAGACCGACGUCCCUCAAGUGCUGUUGACUGAGCUGGACAGUAGCCCAUGGGAGGCAUGCGCUGGGACGCGCAUCGCUCGCCCGCUGCAGGCACCGAUUUGAAAGACGCU
Effrenium voratum is the source of this 1021-nucleotide messenger RNA. Lineage: Eukaryota; Dinophyceae; Suessiales; Symbiodiniaceae. The record is from the annotation of a GenBank genome assembly.